Messenger RNA from Enhydra lutris kenyoni (northern sea otter), 2934 nucleotides. RefSeq names its product transmembrane protein 63C (gene TMEM63C). The transcript has 25 exons. NCBI's taxonomy places the organism in Eukaryota, Metazoa, Chordata, Mammalia, Carnivora, Mustelidae. The coding region runs from base 300 to 2717 and encodes 805 amino acids. Gene Ontology annotation, molecular function: calcium-activated cation channel activity. Gene Ontology annotation, cellular component: plasma membrane. The record is from RefSeq and is a predicted model, not a curated record.
GGAGCGUGCUGCCUGUCACCGUAUCCCGGCGGCCGGGGCACCCUGCCUGGGGCUGGGCCGUGACGCCCAAGCGCAGAUGUGAGCCUUGGAGGAGCCAUCGUCGUGGUCAGGAACCGAGCAGGGACAAGGCUGGGCCACUCAGAAGCACCUGAGGACUGAUCAAGAGGAGGGAGGGCCCGUGACCAGGCAUCUGCCUGAGCCGCACACCUCACCUGCUUGUCCAGCUGCCGCGGAGCUGAGCGGAGCCCCCGGGCCUGACUCGGCCCCUCCCUGGAGAACCGACUCAGGGAGCUCUUAGGAUGACUGUCCCACCGGGCAGCCUGAACACGAUGGAAAAGACUCAGAACAUGACAUCGAAUGAAUGCUUCCCUUCCCGGAGCACCGUCUUGCAGGGACAGCCUUUUGGGGGCAUCCCCACUGUGCUGUUCCUCAAUAUCUUCUUGUGGGUGGUCAUCAUUUUGGUUUACUCCUUCCUCCGGAAAGCCGCGUGGGACUACGGGCGCCUGGCUCUGCUGAUCCACAAUGACAGCCUGACUUCACUGAUCUAUGGGGAGCAGAGUGAGAAGACAUCUCCGUCAGAUAUUUCCCUGGAGAUGGAACACAAGGACAAGGGCUUCUAUUCCUGGUUCUUCAACACCGUCACCAUGAAGAAUGAGGAUCUGAUCAGCAAGUGUGGAGAUGACGCCCGCAUCUACAUCAUGUUCCAGUACCACCUCAUCAUCUUCAUGCUUAUCCUCUGCAUCCCGUCCUUGGGUAUCAUCCUGCCCAUCAACUACACCGGCACCGUUCUGGAUUGGAACAGCCACUUUGGUCGGACCACCAUUGUCAAUGUCUCCAUAGAGAGUAAGGUCCUGUGGUUGCAUAGCUGCUUCUCCUUCCUCUACUUCCUCCUCAACCUCGUCUUCAUGGCUCACCACUGCUUAGGGUUUGUGCCCAAGAGGAGCUACAAGGUCACGAGGACGCUAAUGAUCACCUAUGUCCCCACGGACAUCCAAGACCCGGAAAUCAUCAUUAAGCAUUUUCACGAGGCUUAUCCUGGGUGCGUGGUGACCAGAGUCCACUUCUGCUAUGACGUCAGGAUGCUGAUCGAGUUGGAUGAUCAGAGGCGCCACGCAAUGCGGGGCCGGCUCUACUACACGGCCAAGGCCAAGAAGAGUGGGAAGGUGAUGAUCAAGACCCACCCCUGCUCCCGCCUGUGCUUCUGCAAGUGCUGGACCUGCUUCAAAGAGGUAGAUGCAGAGCAGUAUUAUAGUGAGCUGGAGGAGCAGCUGACUGACGAGUUCAACGCUGAGCUCAACCGCGUUCGGCUGAAGCGUCUGGACCUGAUCUUUGUCACCUUCCAGGACGCCAGGAUGACGAAGCACAUCCGAGAAGAUUACAAGUACAUCCAUUGUGGCGUGCCCCCCCAGCAGUCCUCUGUGAGCACCAUUGUCAAAUCCUACCGCUGGAGGGUCGCCCUGGCCCCACACCCUAAAGACAUCAUUUGGAAACACCUGUCCGUCCGCCGCUUCCAUUGGUGGGCCCGCUUUAUCGCAAUCAACACCUUCCUCUUCUUCCUCUUCUUCUUCCUCACCACGCCUGCCAUCAUCAUCAACACCAUCGACAUGUACAACGUCACCCGCCCCAUUGAGAAGCUGCAGAGCCCAGUCAUAACCCAGUUCUUCCCCUCCCUGAUGCUCUGGGCAUUUACAGUGAUAUUGCCUCUGAUUGUCUACUUUUCUGCCUUCCUAGAGGCCCACUGGACCAGAUCAAGCCAGAAUCUGAUCAUCGUGAACAAGUGUUACAUCUUUCUGGUGUUCAUGGUGAUUAUUCUGCCCUCUAUGGGACUGACCAGUUUGGAUGUCUUUUUCCGGUGGCUCUUUGACAUCUACUACCUGGAGCAGGCGUCCAUCAGGUUCCAGUGUGUGUUCCUGCCGGACAACGGCGCCUUCUUCGUCAACUAUGUGAUCACGGCGGCUCUGCUGGGCACAGGCAUGGAGCUGUUGCGCCUGGGGUCCCUCUUCCUGUAUAGCACCCGCCUCUUCUUCUCCAGGUCGGAGCCAGAGAGAGUCCACAUCAGAAAGAGCCAGGCCAUCGACUUCCAGUACGGGCGCGAGUACGCAUGGAUGAUGAACGUCUUCAGCGUGGUGAUCGCCUACAGCAUCACCUGCCCUAUCAUCGUCCCUUUCGGGCUGCUCUACCUGUGCAUGAAGCAUGUCACCGACCGCUACAACAUGUACUACUCCUACGCGCCCACCAAGCUCAACGAGCAGAUCCACAUGGCUGCCGUCUACCAGGCCAUUUUCGCACCGCUCCUUGGGCUGUUCUGGAUGCUCUUCUUCUCCGUCCUGCGGUUAGGUACACUCCACACCAUCACCUUCUUCUCCCUGUCCACGCUCAUCUUUUCCAUGGUCAUCGCUUUCCUUAGCACCCUUCUGGGGAAGCUCCAGGGGGUAUCUGACUAUGAGCCCGAGGAGGAGAUGGAGACUGUGUUCGACAUGGAGCCGAGCAGCACCUCCUCCACGCCCACCUCCCUUAUGUACGUGGCCACUGUGCUGCAGGAGCCGGAGAUGAAUCUGUCCCCUGCCUCCUCCCCCGCUCGGCACACCUACGGCACCAUGAACAGACAGCAGGAGGAGGACGAAGAGGAGAGUGGUGUGAGGGGCUUUGCACAGGAGCUGGGCUCCGCCCAGUUCCAGGAAGGGCUGGAACUGGAGGGCCAGAGCCAGUAUCACUGACCAGGACCCAAGGCCUCCAUCUGGCAACUCCACGGGAGCGGCGGCCAGGGGAGGGCCCAGCAGGGGGAGGCAGGAGGGCCACCGGGCCCUCCCCACUACCUCCUGCAGACUUUGUGAAGGCCUCAACGGAGACACCUGUGCCCCGGCUAUUGGCCACACGGAGGCCCGGACCUGCUGACCAGCUUGAAUGGGAGGUGCUGGGCAGUGCAGAGGGAGC